This is a messenger RNA of Hippopotamus amphibius kiboko, 4515 nucleotides long. RefSeq names its product integrin alpha FG-GAP repeat containing 1 (gene ITFG1). The coding region runs from base 207 to 1853 and encodes 548 amino acids. The record is from RefSeq and is a predicted model, not a curated record. Lineage: Eukaryota; Metazoa; Chordata; Mammalia; Artiodactyla; Hippopotamidae. The transcript is spliced from 14 exons. Gene Ontology annotation, cellular component: plasma membrane.
GGAAGUGAGCGCGCGGGCGAGCUUCAACCUAGCGCCGCGGCCUCCCGAGCGUCAGAGGGGCAGCCCUAGGGGAGAGUGAGAGGGGAGCCGGGCGCGGUCGUACGAGCGUCGGAGCUGCGCUCUUUCUCUCUCGGACGGCGGCACGGUGCUUUCCGGCUGCCGUCAAGCGCCGCAGUGGGCCGGCCGGCGGGGGCCGAGGGGCUGCCAUGGCGGCGGCGGCGGCGGCGGCGGGCCGGCUGCCGGGCUGCUGGGUGCUGCUGGCGCCGCUGCUUGGGGGGCUCGCGCUGCUGGGAGUCGGGCCGGUCCCGGUGCGGGCGCUGCACAACGUCACGGCCGAGCUCUUUGGGGCCGAGGCCUGGGGCACGCUGGCGGCCUUCGGAGACCUCAACUCUGACAAGCAGACGGACCUCUUCGUGCUGCGGGAAAGAAAUGAUUUAAUCGUCUUUUUGGCAGACCAGACCGCACCCUAUUUUAAACCCAAAGUAAAUAUAUCCUUGAACAAUUACAGUACAUUGAUAACAAGUGUAGUCCCGGGGGAUUAUGAUGGAGAUUCACAAAUGGAUGUUCUUCUGACAUAUCUUCCCCAAAAUCUUGCCAGCGGUGAAUUAGGAGCUGUUAUCUUCUGGGGACAGAAUCAAACAUUAGAUUCUAGCAAUAUGACCAUACUCAACAGGACUUUUCAGGAUGAACCACUAAUUAUGGACUUCAAUGGUGAUCUAAUUCCUGAUAUAUUUGGUAUCACAAAUGAAUCCAGCCAGCCACAGAUACUAUUAGGAGGGAAUUUAUCAUGGCAUGCUGCAUUGACCACUAAAAAUAAAAUGCGAAUUCCACAUUCUCAUGCAUUCAUUGAUCUGACUGAAGAUUUUACCGCAGAUUUAUUCCUCACAACAUUGUCUGCCUCUGGUACCUUCCAGUUUGAGAUAUGGGAAAAUUUGGAUGGAAAUUUCUCUGCCAGUACUGUAUUAGAAAAACCUCAAAGUAUGAUGGUGGUUGGACAGUCAGCAUUUGCCGACUUUGAUGGAGAUGGAAACAUGGAUCACUUAUUGCCAGGCUGUGAAGAUAAGAACUGCCAGAAAAGUGCCAUUUACUUAGCAAGAUCCAGGACAAAGCAGUGGAUUCCUGUCCUACAGGAUUUUAGCAAUAAGGGCACACUCUGGGGCUUUGUGCCUUUUGUGCAUGAACAACAACCACCGGAAAUACCGAUUCCAAUUACCCUUCAUAUUGGAGACUACAACAUGGAUGGCUAUCCAGAUGCUCUUGCCAUACUGAAGAAUACAUCUGGAAGCAAUCAGCAGGCCUUUUUACUGGAGAAUGUCCCUUGUAAUAACGCAAGCUGUGAGGGGGCGCAUCGUAUGUUUAAAGUCUACUGGGAGCUGAUGGACCUAAACCAAAUCCGAAAUGCGGUGGUUGCCACCUUCUUUGACAUUUACGAAGAUGGAAUCUUGGACAUUAUAGUACUAAGCAAAGGAUAUACGAAGAAUGAUUUUGCCAUCCAUACACUAAAAAAUAACUUUGAAGCAGAUGCUUAUUUUGUUAAAGUCAUUGUUCUUAGUGGUCUCUGUCCUAAUGAAUGUCCUCGUAAGAUAACAAUGAGCCAUCAUCAUUUUUGGCCUGACUGGAGUCAUCUGAGUCAUCCUUCAAAAAGCAACCAGAGUGAUCUUUCUAAAAUCAGUGGCUGCCCUUUGCCCUUGAGAAAUGGUUCUAAUUUUGUUUGUAGAGUUCAAGCCUCUGUUUAUCUCUUCAGCCUUAUCCCUUGCUGUUCCUCCUCACACCCUCUCUCAGCUCUCUGUCAGGCACACUGCACUACUUGUUCUGUGUGCUCUCUCAUCUUGCAUUUUAUUCCGCUACUCUGAAGCCUCCUCUUCUUAUCUUCUCCAGAGUCUUCCAAGUGAUCUUCAGGUGAGCUGUUAGAUGAUAUUUCCUGUGAGAAUUAUUCCCUGGCUCCUCUUUUACAUAGGAUUAGACACAUGUUCUACUGUUUCUUAGCACCUUGUGCUUAGUUAGUCCUACUACUUAUCUUCUGUUAUAUAGUUGGUAAGCUAUCUGUAUUAACUCCUUGAAGAGGAAAGGCUGUGCCUGUUUAUUAUUCUGUCCUUACUCCCUAACACAGUGCUUUACACAUAAUAUAAUAAAUUUUUGAUGUAUUAUUAAAUGAGCUUUCCCUAAAAUUUGGUUUAUUUUUUUAAUGGUCCUUCAUUGAUAAAUUUACCAUGCCAUCUCUUACCAAAAUCACAUAUUCACUGUUAAGUGUGAGCACUUGCAAAAUAAAUUACAACUUAUUCACAAGAGAAAUGCACUCUGCAAAGCCCUGAUAUAAAGGGAAAACAUACCUUAUUUAUGUUCCCAGAGAUAUGUCUUUUUACAGUCCUUUACGAAGGAAAAUUAUCUUAUAGUUCUAACAGGAAAAUAACCAAAAAUAAAGAGAAUAAUAUAUUGAAUUUAAUGUCUUGAAGAAAUGAAUAAGAAACAAUAUAAAAAAUUCAGUAUUGAACUAAAUUGGGCAAUGUGACUAACACUAAUGAAGAUAAGGAAAAAUAUCAGUGAAUGUUUAUGAAAAACAUGAUUACCUUUGAGAAAAAUAAAGUCAUGCUGUAAAUCAGCUAUUUUUCUAAUAUUUUAGAAUCAUAAAUUUAUAUUGCAUAAUUAAACCUAAUACUGAUUUUAUAUGUAAUAUCUGUAAUACCAUAUAAGACAUAGUAUGUUGGGGCUUCCUAGGUGGCGCAGUGGUUGAGAAUCCGCCUGCCAAUGCAGGGAACAUGGGUUCAAUCCCUGCUCCAGGAAGAUCCCACAUGCCACGGAGCAACUAAGCCUGUGCGCCACAGCUACUGAGCCUAUGCUCUUAAAAAAAAAGAGAGAGAGAGAGAGAGAGAAAAAAAAAAAGACAUAGUAUGUUAAGUUCUUCCAGUUUUGUUUUACCUUCCAGAGCCAAUGAUGUAAAAUAUAUUUGGUCUUCACUGUAGGAACCCAAGUCCUUGAAACAGAUCCUUAAAUAAUCAGGUACUUGAGACAGAUAUAGAAACCACCAGGAUUUCUCCAGGAUACUGAAAAGGAUAGUUUUCUGAGGAAAAUAGCGGCAUUCCAACCCUAAUUUCUUAUGUCAUAAAGAGGACAAUUAGUUAGAAAGAAGCUAUGUAAUACAACACCUAAACUACAUUACAUCAGUAUGACACAUCCUAGAAUAAGAAAAAAACAACCAAACAGUCCUUUUUUACUUACAGUAUGGGAAAGUUGAGAUAUCAGUGAUGUUUUUUAAUUUAACUUCCUGAAUUCCUUGAAAUAUCAGAUGUGACAUUUUAAAGGAAAGGUAGGAUAAUCUGUGGGAGAUUUGUAGUAACAUUUUCACAAAGAAAGUGAACUUACUAGAUGAUUGGGUAGUGUUCAGCAUUAUAUAGGAAUAACCAAUUCUUAAUCCUUUCUUACAAAAAUUUAUUGUCAAUUUACUAAAUAUUUUCCAUAAAAAUGUAUCUGCUUUAUUAAAAAAAUUUUUGAGAGAAUAGUUCAUUUUAUAGAAACCCUAGUACGCCUUCAUUUCAUUAAGCAAGAACUCUUUGCACUUAGAUAAUGAAGAUUAUCAUACUACUUGCCAUAGGUUGCAUCCUCAAAAGUGUGUCUGGAAAAUUCAAAUGAAACUAAGGAUGUACAAAAGUAGCACCAGGUCCAUUCCUAGACACCCUGACUCAAAACCUGCUCCCACCAUUUACAAACUUUUAUCUGUUCAAUCAGGAACUUAUAUGUCUCACUGUAUAAUAGAAGAAACUGUCUCAUGGAAUUCUGAAGAACUCCAUAAUUAUUCACUUAAAAUAGGAAGUUAAAAGUGAUUGCUUAUUUUAUAUAUCAUUAAAGUAUGACUGUGUAUAUUAAGUACCUUUUCCUUACCCCCAUGUAUAUGGAAAACAUUUCUAAACAUUAAAACAUAGGAUUGGCACGUAAGUCUAUACCCAGCAAACUACCUCUCAGAAGUUUGUCAUUUCUGCCUUAUUACUUCUCCUGCUGGAUAGAACAGGGUGAGAAAAUUCCACCCAGUGGACCAAAUCCAGCUUGCUGCCUGUUUUUGUGAAUAAAAUGUUAGUGGAACAUAACCACACUCAUUUGUUUACAUACUAUCUAUGUCUGCUUUCAUGCUACAACAUCAGAGUUAAGUAGUUGCAACACAAGACCUUAUGGCUCACAAAGCCUACAAUAUUUACUAUCUGUCUGGCUUUUUAAAGAAAAAUUUUGCCAACUCCUGGGCUAAAAUAACAACUACGAUAGAAAGUAAGUUGCUCUCAUCUUUCUCUGAUUUGCUGUGUGUUCUGACCAGUACACCUAAACUUUUUUAAGCCAGCAUCCUAAUUAUCCAUUUAAUCAGAUAUUUUCCUUUUCUGAGAUGUUCCCUCCAAAUCAUUUUUAAACUAUCUCUUGUGACACCACAUAAAAUACAGAAUUCUUUUGUUUGAAAUAUUCUGCAUUUAUUGUUGAAAGUAAAACAGUUCCUCUCUUCAUGGUUAUUAUUCUCUCUCUGAAUUUGUCACAUGC